Dipodomys ordii (Ord's kangaroo rat) is the source of this 2415-nucleotide messenger RNA. RefSeq names its product spermatogenesis and oogenesis specific basic helix-loop-helix 1 (gene Sohlh1). Gene Ontology annotation, biological process: regulation of DNA-templated transcription; spermatogenesis. The transcript is spliced from 15 exons. NCBI's taxonomy places the organism in Eukaryota, Metazoa, Chordata, Mammalia, Rodentia, Heteromyidae. Gene Ontology annotation, cellular component: nucleus. The record is from RefSeq and is a predicted model, not a curated record. Bases 1 to 2415 code for a protein of 804 amino acids. Gene Ontology annotation, molecular function: RNA polymerase II cis-regulatory region sequence-specific DNA binding; DNA-binding transcription factor activity, RNA polymerase II-specific; protein dimerization activity.
AUGGCCUCGGUCCCCGAGUGCUGGGGCUUCUAUGACUGCUGUGGUGCGCAGCAGGCGGAGGUGCAGAACUGGAUGGAAUGGGUGAAGGUCGAGGAAGUUGGACCAAAGCGCCAGGACCCUGGCUGCCAGCUCUUGCUCUGGACCUCAGCCCCAGCUGGUGAGAGCCGUGGGGGCCGUCCUUUGAGGCGGUCUACGGUGGAGCCUGCACAGGCUGAUCGUGAGCAUGACGCCUUCGUGUUCCAAUGGAGGAGCCCAGGGUGCUGCACGCAUACGCUGCGGGCACCUGGGCAAGGGGGCACAAAGACGGUGUCAGAGAGGGACAGCAGGCUGAGCUCCCUGGUCCUUGCAGCUGGGCCUGCCCCAACCAGAGCACCUCCCAGCCUGGACCAAAUCCACUUCCUCGGCCAUCUGCAGCCUAUGAAGCAAGAGGAUGUGGUGCUAGUCCGGGAGGGCACGCUUCUCAGACCCCAUCCUCCCACCCUUCCUCACCUGCCUCCGCCCGCACCCCAGCAGCCCCCUGCCUCCAUCUUGUGCCCCCACUGCCCCCUAAAACCAUCACUGCUCACGGGGGCCCUCCUGCCAGCUGUGAGCAACACCCCACACCCCACCCCCAGCCCUGGGCCCGGCCGGCUGCACAGAUCUUCCCUGCUGCUAGUCUCUCAUGUCAAAGCCCUGGCCAUGCGGGAUGGCCGUGUCUCCUACGGGGAGCCAGGGGCCACGUGGGGCCCCACCAGAGUCCAAGGCAGGGGGAGUGUGGCAGGUGUGGCCUUUCCCACGCCCACUGUGCCUCUGGACAGUGGGCAGGAGGCCAGCCAUGCCAGGCGCCGGAUCCUGGGGCCUCUUGGGGAUGGCCUGCUCCUCCUCGUGCCCACAGCAUCGUCCCCAAGGAGCUUGGGCCGCUGGGAUGGAGACCUCGGGGCCCUGUUCACGUCCAAACACCGGCUCUGGUGCCUCCAGUCAGGGCUCCUGGGGCCUUCCCCACCUACGGAGACACCUCCCUCCAGCCCCCGGGGCUUGCGCAGCCUGGACAGCACAUGUGGUUGCUGGGGUAUACCUCUCACCUGCCUAGAGCCCAGCAAUACAGCCCAAUUCUUCCAACACUUUCCUGGCCUCUAUGCAGAAGGGUUCCCCACUCUGCCCAUGGCACCAGUGCCUGUGGCCUUCGCCUGGACAAUAGGCCAGGAGGCGGCCAUCUGCAAGGGCCAUCUCCCCACCAGCAGCUCUUCUAAGCCUGGAGAGGCCGGCCUGGGGGAGACCCCAGGACAGGGCCUGACUCGUGAGGGUCUAUCUGAGCCCCCUGAAGGGGCAGGCUCUCGUGCUGGCUCCCAUGGGCUCCGUGGUAUGCUGGGUCCCCCAGGAGAGGCCGGCCUGGCGGCCUGGCCCGGCUGUCCUCGUGGGAGCGACUCUUCCGGGUUUGACGCCCUGGCGGGUUUUGAGGACCCGGCUCCAGGCUCAGGGCUUGACCAGAGCCCCCCCUCCUCGGAGGACUCCCUGCCCAGGAACGUGGCUAGCGAGAGAUCCCGCAGGAAGCGGAUUGCCACGAGCUGCGAGCGGCUUCGGGCCCUGCUGCCCCAGUUCAGUGACCGGCGGGAGGACAUGGCCUCAGUGCUGGAGAUGGCCGUGCAGUUCCUCCAGCUCGCCCACACCCUGGUGCCCGGUUGGGAGCAGCUCACUGUUCCCACGCCCACCAAGGAGUCGUGGCACGCGUGGCAGGAGGAAGUUCUGCACCUGACCCUGGCCAGUCAGGUUCCAGACAGCAAACGGAACAGGCGGGGCCGAGCUGUGAAGCGGGAGCCCCGACGUGCACCGAGGAACGUGGAGAAGACAGAGGCGACGGCUGCGCUGCCUGAGAGGCCGCAGGGUGCCGAUGUCCCUGCCACGCUGCCGGAGAGGCCGCCCUCCCUCCCGGAGCCUCACAGCCCCGAUUCCGAACUCCUACCCUGGCCUGUGCACUCCUGGCCGCUGGCCUCUCCUGGGAUUGGCGAAGAGGACUUCCUUGGGCUGCCCCCCUUGGCGAGGGACACCGAAUCUCCUAGUGGGCCGGCGGAGGAGGCCGGGGAGGGCUCGGCCCUCGUGGCUGAUGCCAGGUCUCUUCCAGGGUCAGGCCUGGAGGACGGGCAGGCUUUUCUGAUGACUGCCAGUGCUGGCUGGUGGCAGGGCUCUGAGCACCUGAAACGUCACGGGGGUGUGACCUCCUGCUGUGGCGUCCAGGGACCCCUGCAGGGAGAUGGAGGCGCAAGCCCAGCUAGGGGCAGUCCAGUGGACCAGGCCGAGCUGGGCAUCCUGGGGGAUCCCGAGCCUGGCUCCCCAGAGCUCCCGGACGGCUCCCUGGAGCUGUGGAGCUCGGACCUGGGCAGCUGGGAGUCUGAGCUGAGGGAUGAAGCCGACGCCAUCUUCCCCGACUUCUUCACCUAG